This is a messenger RNA of Cladophialophora psammophila CBS 110553, 1302 nucleotides long. RefSeq lists its product as uncharacterized. The record is from RefSeq and is a predicted model, not a curated record. The transcript has a single exon. Lineage: Eukaryota; Fungi; Ascomycota; Eurotiomycetes; Chaetothyriales; Herpotrichiellaceae. The coding region runs from base 1 to 1302 and encodes 433 amino acids.
AUGGACCUCCUCCAGUUGAUAAAAUUCGAGUUCCCGCAGGAGCUGGAACGACUGAAGAAUGCCACGUUUCUCCGCAACCCGAAUGCAGCCCGUCCAGCUGGACCUUCGAUUUCAGAGCUAUUAUACGGACAAGAAUACGCCGAGAUCAAUCGCACGCUGGUUGGUGUUUUAGCUCUCCGCUGGAUACAUAACGACGACUACGAGACUUUUAUCGGAACACAGGGCCCGCCGCCCAUUGUGCUGAAACGCGAUUCUUUCAACUGGCUGCGUGAACUCUUCGAGAAGGGCCUCAGAUCCGCAGCAGACACCUAUACACUCAUAAUUUCGAUGAUUAUCAACGAUCUGGGUAAAGAUCCGACCUUUGCGACGGAUUAUGCCACGCGAUUUGGGAAUGAUAUCUCCAAAGUUAACCAUGACAUGAUCCUCUAUCGUGCGGUCAAAGCAAGAAUGGUCCCCGCGCUAGAUCGCCUGACAGAGCAAGACAAGGAUUAUCUCCUCUUGGGCAUCAAACUUGGUUCAGACUUCAAUUUCGGGCAACUUGCUCAAGCAGAAAACGCACCAGCCUCGCUUUCAGGGCUUCUGGAAAUGCGAGAUCAUGACCGAGCCUUCGAGAUGCGAUUCAUGGAACAGAUCCUCGACCUUGCGGGAGCCUCCGGACAUGAAGACUGGACUUGCGCCAAGAAAAUGAUUGAGCCAAUCUUCCAGUCAUAUAAUAACGUAUAUGACGUUGCGCACGGCAUCAUUCAGGCAAAGAUGGGCGUCAGAGAAGGCUACGAUAUCAUCCUGACGAGGAAGCUGGAGUUGCUCCACAAAGCCGGCUACUCGCGACAAUUUAAUGUUAAAGAACUAGCAGAUCGAGCUCUGAUGCGAUUGUUCUGUUUAGGCAACACGUCGAAUCCGGACAAUGCCGAUGUUUUCUAUAUUGCCUUUACGGAACGCAUCUCAGAUGAAAUCCGCGAGCGUUUGGUACAGGGCCUGAAUGUGGACGGAUCAAUAGGAGCACCGGCCGUCCAACCAACAUAUAUGCCAGCGAUGUUGACCAAGGCCGUGGGAAGCACUUUGAACGGCUCCCAAGAAGAGAAGAUCAAAGCCGUCACGGCAAUGCUGCGAUAUCUCGCGCGCUGUAUGGUUGUGGAGGCCUCGAGCUUGAAGAAACUGCCGCUGGGCGUGACGGUGGUGGAGAGGGAUGUGAGGAAGAUCGGUCCUGUGCUGGAUAGCGACGAGUUCAAGCGCAAUCCAGAUAUCCUGGACCGGGAAGAUAUUCCGGAGGACCAAAUCGCGAAUAUGGCUCGCGGAUAUUGA